Messenger RNA from Carya illinoinensis, 2189 nucleotides. RefSeq names its product splicing factor U2af large subunit A. The record is from RefSeq and is a predicted model, not a curated record. Gene Ontology annotation, molecular function: pre-mRNA 3'-splice site binding; poly-pyrimidine tract binding. The transcript has 13 exons. NCBI's taxonomy places the organism in Eukaryota, Viridiplantae, Streptophyta, Magnoliopsida, Fagales, Juglandaceae. Gene Ontology annotation, cellular component: nuclear speck; commitment complex; U2-type prespliceosome. Gene Ontology annotation, biological process: mRNA processing. Bases 155 to 1897 code for a protein of 580 amino acids.
CUGCCGCUAGAUAUAAAGUAGGUAGAGCCCUAGAAUUUUCAGCGCUUGGAAACGUCUCUCCUCUGAAUUACGCAGACCAAAUUUCUCGGUAAACAAAAGUGAAGCAAGACAGCGAGAACACGCUGAUAGAUCGAGUGAGAGUAAUUAGUAGAAGAUGUCUGAUUACGAAGUAAGAUACAACGGGGAGGACGCUGAUAAUUAUGGCGGUGGCUCCUCACCUCCUCAACCUCGCGGUGGUAGCAAUGGCGGUCCUGACGAUAACAGCGACUCCAAGUCUCAGCAUGGUUCUCGUGAUUAUGAAAGAGAACCUUCAAAAAGUAGGGAGAGGGACAGAGAAAAGGGGCGCGAUAAGGAGAGAGAUAGGGAUAGAGAUCGGGAGAGAGACAGAGGCAGUGAGAAGGAGAGAAGCAAGGAAAGAGACAGGAAUAGGGAAAGGGACAGAGACAGGGACCGGGACCGUCAUCAUAGAGAUCGCCACGGGGAUCGAGAUCGCAGUGAGAGAAGGGAACGGGGCAGGGAUAGAGAUGAUGAUGAUUAUCAUCGAAGUCGGGAUCAUGACAGACGAAGGGAUCAGGACAGAGAUAUAGAGGAUAGGCGCAGGCGCAGGUCUCGAUCUCGUUCAGGGGUUAGAUCUGAGCACAAAUCAAGGUCACGUUCUCGCUCUCGCUCAAAGAGCAAAAGGAUUAGUGGUUUUGAUAUGGCUCCUCCUGCUUCUGCAUUGUUGCCUGGUGCCACUGCCGCCGUCGCUGCAGCAGGUCAGCUUCCUGGGACUAAUCCAGCCAUUCCUGGGUUGUUUCCAAACAUGUUUCCUUUAGCAACUGGUCAGCAGUUUGGAGCUCUUCCAGUUAUGCCGGUUCAGGCAAUGACCCAACAGGCAACAAGGCAUGCUCGACGGGUGUAUGUGGGUGGCCUUCCUCCUACAGCAAAUGAACAGUCUGUUGCAACAUAUUUCAGUCAUGUUAUGGCUGCUAUUGGAGGAAACACUGCUGGUCCAGGAGAUGCUGUUGUCAAUGUUUACAUAAACCAUGAAAAGAAGUUUGCUUUCGUGGAGAUGAGAUCUGUCGAGGAGGCUAGCAAUGCAAUGGCUUUAGAUGGGAUUAUUUUUGAGGGUGCCCCUGUUAAGGUGAGGAGACCUAGUGAUUACAACCCAUCCCUUGCUGCAACACUUGGUCCAAGCCAGCCCAAUCCUAAUCUGAACCUGGCUGCUGUUGGGUUAACAGCUGGAUCUGCAGGUGGGCUUGAGGGGCCUGAUCGCAUUUUUGUGGGGGGGCUUCCCUAUUACUUUACAGAGACCCAGAUCAGGGAGUUGUUAGAGACUUUUGGGCCACUUCGGGGUUUUGAUCUUGUGAAAGAUAGAGAGACUGGAAAUUCAAAAGGCUAUGCCUUUUGUGUUUACCAAGAUCUUUCAGUUACAGACAUAGCUUGUGCAGCUCUGAAUGGAAUUAAAAUGGGUGAUAAAACUCUUACAGUUAGACGUGCUAACCAGGGUGCUAGCCAACCUAAACCCGAGCAAGAGAAUGUAUUAUUGCAUGCACAGCAGCAGAUUGCAUUGCAGAAGCUCAUCUUACAACCUGGCUCAGUGGCCACAAAAGUUGUUUGUCUAACUCAAGUGGUUUCUCCUGAUGAACUUAAAGAUGAUGAUGAUUAUCAAGACAUUUUGGAAGACAUGAGAGAAGAGUGCGGAAAAUUUGGUGCACUGGUAAAUCUUGUCAUUCCCCGCCCAAAUCCAAAUGGCGAACCAUCACCUGGAGUUGGAAAGGUCUUUCUAGAGUAUGCAGACACUGAUGGUGCGUCAAAAGCACGUUCUGGGUUGAAUGGAAGAAAAUUUGGUGGGAAUCAAGUCAUGGCAGUCUUUUAUCCGGAGAACAAGUUCGCCCAGGGGGAUUACGAAGGAUAGUUAUUCUCCAGUCUUAUAUUACAGCCUCCAUGUUGAUGGAUGGACAUAUUACAGCCUUGGGAUAGGUAUAUUCCCCCUUGUUGCGUUGGAGUUGUAACAAAUGUGAGAUGCUAUUGAAUCAAUUUAAAUUGCCUUGUUCUUGCUGAUUGGUACAAAUAGCAAAAUACAAUUUGGGGUGCGACUACUUGUAGUUGUUGGUGCUGUUUGUCUUCAUUGCUGAGCUUGGCCGUUUAAUUUUAGGGUAGAACAUAUUUACACUUCAUAUGAUAUGGUAUUAUUAGCUUUAUUUGCA